Molecule: messenger RNA, 3490 nt
Organism: Terrapene triunguis (Three-toed box turtle)
Lineage: Eukaryota; Metazoa; Chordata; Testudines; Emydidae
Exons: 10
Coding region: 1-2313 (770 amino acids)
Source: RefSeq, a predicted model, not a curated record
AUGGCAUUUGAAGAUCCCACCUGCCAGGUGGUAUACUUGGUCACUGAUGCACUCUCUGAGAGUGCUUCAGAGGAAAUCUGUAGCCUUCUUGCAGAGACUGGCGAGGAACGCCCAGUGCACACUGUGUACUUGGUAGAAAAGCCAGGUGACUGUGAAAGCAGCACACAAAAAGAAAUGGAGAAAGUAGCCAGACAGUCUGGAGGAUCCUUUCAGGUGAUCACCCUGCACCCUUCUAGAGCUUCAGAAGAGGUAAACCCAGGGUGCACCUCAAGCAUCCACUGUUGCAAUGCUAUCAGUAAAUACCCCUCUUGUUCUCUGCUGAUGGGUAUUCCUAAAGCACACUUUCCUGUGUACGUCUGUGCAAAUUCCCCUAGUAUACCUCUGACAACCUUGACAAAGGGAGAUUUAAUGGACUGGUCCCCAGAGGCUCCCCAUUUGUUGAGGGGGGCCCGAGUCCUGGCUAGGAGAGAGACUGAUGGAUAUUAUUAUCUGGGCCACAUUGCCCAGGAGGUGAAGGGCUCCAGGGAACGUUUUUUAAUCGAGUUUGAGAGAAGUCGGUUGCUGAAAGGCAAGGUACAGUUUCGCAUGCAAGAAACACCCCUCUAUGACAUUAUCCACUAUGAAGAUGCCAGGCGACAGCCACUAGCUCCAGGAGACAGAGUCUUGGCACCAUGGGAGGCUAAAGGUGAACGAUAUGGCCCAGGCACUGUACUAAAAGCUGCAGAGAACAGUGAAGCACAGUUAGCCAGUGAAAACAGCGGAGUGCUGGUGAAUUUCUGGAAUGGUCAGACUAAGAAGGUGUCCUCUGAUUUAGCUCUAAGGAUCCCUCUGCCCCUGAGUGAACGCAUCAUCCUGGAACUUCAGAUGCCAUUAGUAGCCAGGCAAAUGUUGGUGGACUCAAGCUCAGACUAUCCCUACAUUGUGACACCUGGUUACAGAGCUUCAGGGCAUGGCAGACAGGAUCACUUAGAUCCAGUUUGCUGGCAGGGUUCCACACAGCUUCAGUCAUGUCCUAACUGCAGCUCUGGAUGUUCCUCACUUUGCCAUUGCUGCCUUGGAGCCUGGGUGCCCAUCAGGCCCACAGUGAACAGAGCACAACCAGAAGAUGUCCUGAUCCCAGGAACAAGCCUGACCAAAGAAGAGCUGAGCAGGAAGAUAGAAGAACAGCUGUCUAAAGGGAGAGUCCCCAUUUCAGAAAGGGUCUCCAAAGAGGAAGAUAAAAAGGAAAAGAAGAAGCGAUUAAAGAAAGAAAACGUCCCUAAAGAUUUAGGAUCCUGUGUGGAGAUGGGAAACAAGGUUACAGAACCCAAGAAGAGCCCUCAGAAGGAGAUGACUUCAACACGUUUGAUGGGAGGUGCUCGUGCCAUGGUUGAUAUUGCUGUCCACCCAGAUACCUGCCUAAUGGAGCCAAUGCACGAUGACAAAGAAGACAGCAGACACUAUGGGGCUGAUCCCGAGUCUCUUCUGAAGAAUGAACCUGCUCUUUUUCAGUCCAGCAUGAUAGAAGCUCCAGCCCAGCAUCCCCCAAGGAACCCUCCCGUGAAAGCACAUGCUUUCAGCACUUCCAGUCUCCAAGCUAUGUUUGACCGAGUGGAUCAAUCACUGAAGAAAGACCGCUUGACCAUUGAAUCAGUUCUGCGUAUACAGAGACCCCACAGUGCUCCGAGUACACAGAAGUCAGUCACCAAGGGUGUAACUCAAGAGAGCCUGAGAAAGAUGGACUUCAACACAGCCAGGAUUGAGCACAGAAGGCAGCAAGAGGAGCUGAGGCAGCAGAAGAGGGAACAAAAGCAAGAGGCAGAAGGCCUCAAACGCCAGUUGAUGCGCGACAGCAGGCGACAGAGGUCUCUUCAGAGGACACUGCAAAGCUUGGAGAAGCAGCUGGAGUACAAUAACAUGGCCUGCCAGCACAUGGCAAAGCUCCAGACUGCCAGGGCAGAGAGGAGCAGAAAGGAGUCCUCCUUGCAGGAAGAGGAGAAGAGAAAGGAGAGUCAAAGGCUGCAGUUCUUAAAGGCACAGCACUUGCAGAGAGAGGAGUUGCAGGCAGAAUACAAACAGAGGAACUAUGACCAAGACAAAAAGAGGCAGGAUAUGCUGAGGAGCAGAAUGCAAUCCCAGCAGGAGACUUUAGAACGAGAAAUCCAGGAGCAGGAAACCCAGCAGAGGAAGCGUGAAGAUGCCAAAUGGAGAGCAUUCCAAAAUCGGGAUCAUUUCCAACAGAAGCUGGAAAAGGAGUGCCAAAAACAUUAUCACCUCCAGCAGUACCUCAGAGAGCAGAAACUUUUGAUGCUCCGGGCCUCGCUGCUGUUAUAAAAAGACUGUCUUCUACGUAUGAGUCCGUGUGCUGGGGCCUAGGAAAUGGUGUUAUUGAAACAAGCAGAAUUAUUAUUAUUAGAGCUAUUUGAUAUCUCCCCUUCAUCACAGCUAGAGGGCCUUUUCAGGUAUCUGUCGCUUACAGGCCUUUCUUUUUGGACAGUCUAACCCAACUAUUCAAUGUGAAGACACCCAGCCAGCUGUCUAGCUUCCUUGUGCCUUAUGUGCUACAUGUGUAGUAGUCUAGCAGAUGGAUGCAGCCCAGGUCAGGGCUAUGGAUGAUAAUGCACAGCAAAUGAGAGAGGAAUUUGCAGUGUGAUUUGCCAGCACAAAAAAACAGCGCAAUGUUGAGCUUCAGACACAGGCAUCCCAGGGAGCAGGAAGGUGAGAGACCCUGCCUGUGGGACUCCAAUGAGAGCACCCCUGCAAUAUUGCAUUCAGUUCACAGCCCCUCAGUGAAAGGAAGAUGGCGAUGAACUGGAGGGAGUGAAGUACCAUAAUGAUUAGAGUCAAAAUAAAAAUACUGUAUAGCUUGGCCAAGAGAGAGGAACAUCAGGCUGUAAACACCAAGGAAGGAGAAUAAUUAUUUAGGCUUCUACAAGAGGUAUACAUAGGAGUAGGGACAUAAAAAUAAGAAACAUUUGAAUGUCAGGAAAAGCUUCCUGAAAGCCCAGUGUGUUAAGCUGUGGAUUAAACUUUCCCAUAGGAAUUGUGGAAGCCCCAUCCCUGUAGCCAUUUUAAACUAGCCUGGGCAUAGCCAAAGGAAGUCUAGUGUUGUGAACAAUUCAGCACUGGCAGGGGGGUGAACCAUGUGACUAGGUGUGAUGUUCUGUACCUCAAAGUAGCACCCUGGAGCCCCCAUAUUCUCUACUAUGAGAUGAUUAGGAUGUGUUUCAUACCGAGGAUGCCUUGGGAGGUAUCAUUUUAAAAGUCUUAAUCUGUUGAACAUUAAUCUCCUGUUGGAUUGUGUGUGCUAUCAUUAUAUGUGAAGUUAUGAAGUAUUGCUAUAUGUUGUGAGGUUGAGCACACACACAACUAGCCUUUCAGUUACAACAAAGGAGACGCCAUCAAUAGCCAGGCAGCAAUAAUAGCUCAUCAACACACAAUUCACUGUCCCAGAGACUUCUCGGAGAAGGCACGUACAGCACGUAACCCACAUCACAGCAAAGAUCUUUCC